Molecule: messenger RNA, 1569 nt
Organism: Cyphellophora europaea CBS 101466
Lineage: Eukaryota; Fungi; Ascomycota; Eurotiomycetes; Chaetothyriales; Cyphellophoraceae
Exons: 3
Coding region: 1-1569 (522 amino acids)
Biological process (GO): transmembrane transport; carbohydrate transport
Cellular component (GO): membrane
Molecular function (GO): carbohydrate:proton symporter activity
Source: RefSeq, a predicted model, not a curated record
AUGAAGCUAUAUUGGGGCUUGCGAGGUCCAAGGCUGCACGCGGCCAUCUGGGCUGAGGCGUGCGUUCUGGUCUCCAUCUUUGGCUAUAAUCAAGCCGCUGCAGGGGGUGUCCUGACCACGCGCUCCUUUAACGACCAAUUUCCGCAGAUGGAUGUUAUCAACAAUGAAGGCGAGAGGAAGCGCUACAAUUCGACAGUCCAAGGGACUGUCAUAGCGCUCUACACCCUCAUGGGUGUCUUCGGAGCGCUGGCUUGUACCUUCUUCGGCGAUACAGUCGGCCGCCGAUGGACACUCUGGAUUUCCUGCCUGUUUAAUGCCAUCGGCGCCCUUCUCAUGUGCACGGCCUUCUCGUUCGGUCAAUUCAUUGUAUCUCGUCUGGUUCUGGGGUUUGGAACCGGUGGAGUCAUUGCAACCACGUCUGUCUGGCAGUCAGAACUUUCCAAAGCGUCCUCCCGAGGCUCGCAUGUGUCAGCAUUCGGGAUCUUCUGCGGCAUCGGCCUGGCGCUUGCUCUGUGGAUCGAUUUCGCAACUUCAUACUCCUCCAGCUCAUUCGCUUGGCGCUUUCCGCUCGCAGUUCCGAUGCUGUUCUCUGCCAUCGCAAUGCCAACUAUCUUCACUCUACCAGAGAGCCCACGCUGGCUGAUGAAGAAAGGUCGCUCGAAUGAGGCAGGAGAGAUUUUGCAGUUGCUUCACCAGGAUCCCGGAAUCGUGGAGAAGGAGCUGCAAGACAUUCGCAUCAGCUUAGAUGUAUCUGGAGGUACAGACUUGCGAUCGCUCUUCACAAUGGGGGAGCAGCGAGUGCUGCACAGGGCUCUCAUUGGGUGCAUUGCGCAGAUGAUGCUCCAGAUGACAGGUAUCAACAGCGUCACCUACUAUGCUUCCAGUCUCUACGCAUCAGAGCUCGGCUUCGGCGUCAAGACGGCAGAAGCAUUGGCAGCUGCAUCGCAAUUCUGCAUUAUCCUCGGUUCGUCCAUUUGUUCCUUCACCGUGGAUCGCUAUGGGCGGCGAACGUUGAUGCUCGGGUCGGCGGCGUCGAUGUCAGCCUGCUUCGCCUUCCUCGCAGGCUUAGUAUCCCAUCCGAGCAACAAGAGCGUAUUGAAGACAGCGGUCUUCUUCGUCUACCUGUACCAGACGGUUUAUACAUUGGGUUUUCUGGGCAUUCCAUUUCUCUAUGCCAGCGAGAUCGCUCCAGCUAAGCAGCGAGCCGCAAUCUGCGGAAUUUCCACGGCAGUGAGCUGGCUCUUCAACUUCCUCGUGGCUGAAGUUACGCCGAUAGCUUUCACGGAUAUCGGAUGGCGUUAUUUCAUCGUCUAUUGUGUCCUCAAUGCUGCGUGGGUCCCGAUAAUAUACUUUUUCUUCCCCGAAACCAAAGGUCGUGCCCUUGAGGAGAUUGAUGAGAUCUUUAUCGCAUCCAAAAGUAUCUUCGAUCCUGUGCGUAUGGCUCGAACGCAGCCAACCGAUCUAGUUGAUUUUGUGUCUCCGCGAACCGAGAAGCAGGGUCCCUCUGAGAGCAACAACUCGAUUGGAAGAGACAUCGAGCAUAUUGAGCAGAGAGAGGAGCCUGAUUAG